UCAUGCCAAUGCUCUAUGAACAUUGGUGCUGUAUUGUUGUGUGUCACAUACUGUAGCUCCCUGUUGUCAUCAGUUUAACCAUCGGUCUGGGCUGUUAAUAGCUAGAAUUCAAAUGAUCACAUCACAUUGGCUUCCAUCACAAUCUUGACUUCAUUAACACGCUAGAAUGAAUGUUUACGCUGAUGCUUUCGUACUAACGUCUGCCAGUGGAAAGCCAAACUAAAACAUAUUUGUCAGUUGUCAAACCUGUGCUCUUCUGUGUUUUUACACAUUGUUUUUGAUGCUGUUGCUGUUAUUUUACACCACAGAGUGGACUGUUAUCUUUCUCAGUAAUAAGAGGAACUGGGCUUCAUUGGAACUCUGUUACAUCACAUAUAUCUCAAAAGUGCACAUUAAGCACACUUCUGCCCACUUCUGUUUUUAUUUCUAUUUUUAAUACAGUUUGUUCUCUAGCUACUCAUUCCCUUUUUGUAUCUGUUUAGAUUUGUUUUCAUUUUGAUUUAUAGGUAUAUAACUAAUAAUAAUAUAAGGGAUUAGUUUUUCCCAUUUUUAGAAUAUUUGUUGCUAUGCCCCAUCCUUUAGCCUUUUUCUCCUAAUUCCUCCCAAGGAGUGUUAUCUUAUCUUAUCAUAUCUUGUAAUAAGGCAGGGUCGUUGCUAGUAAUAUGUCGCAUGAGGGGGGCACAGGGAUCAUGCAGAGUACUGCACAAACUAUCGUUGGAGAGUUAAGAGCAAAGAGAGGAGAUUCUUGUGGUGUCUCAACAUAACAAAAACCAAAUCCAGAGCUCAUCUGUCACAUACCUGAUGUACAUUCGCCUCUCAAACAUGACCACAGAUGUAUGCAGAUUCAAACACAUGACAAUGAACAACCUUUAGAAAUGUUUUUUUUUUUUUUGCCUGGUUCAAUAUUGCAUCCCUGUUAAUAUCAUAUCUGCUGUUUGUGUGCUUUUUGGAAAUAAUGCAAAGGUGAUAACUGGAGAAAAUAACAACAUGUCCAAUGAGUAUGAAAAGCUGCUCCUGUGGAAAGGCUAUCUUAUAUUAAUGUACUUAUAGUGACCCUAUAAACUAUUUCUCACAGGCAAGGUUUUACCCACUAUUUCAUUUUAUAGCUGUUCUUUUGCUGACAUCUGUACAGAGUUUUGAGAGAUGGUUCAGGAGGAUGUGAGUGUGUUGGCCAAGCAAAAACUUCUGACUGAGUUUUGAGAAGAGUUCCAGUUCUGGCGGCCUAGAGAUUAAGAAACUAUGAAUCACAACUUUCCCAGCUCAUGUCCCCCUGUGAACCUUUGGCAUGUAGUUCCCCAUUUCUCUCUUUCUUCUUUCUUUCCCCUCAUUUCCUGUCAUCCCUCUAUUCUCCACUGUGAUAUAAAGGCAGAAAAAGCAGAAAAAGAUAGUAGAGGUCCAAAAACUGGAUGAAAGCAGUUUGAAUUAUUUUGCUGAAACCUGCUUCUGUCUGACAGAGUGGUGCUGUGUGAGGUCCAACAGACUGAGCGGCAUUGUGGGACGUCCAGUAACUAUGAAGUGUGCCUAUCCACCACAACACAGGAAUAACAGGAAGUUCCUCUGCAAAGGAGACCACCGCGACAACUGCGCAGACAUAGUGAGGAGCCAAAGCAGGUUCACGCUGCAGGAUGACAUCUCUUUCAGCUUUUUCUUGGUGACGAUCACAGAGCUGGAAGCAGGUGAUGCUGGGACGUACUGGUGUGGUUCAGACUCACAGUGGAGUCCUGGAAACUACAUCAAGAUUCAGCUGUCAGUAGUCUUUCCACAGCAGACCAGCACUGUGAUGCCUCCCACCACUAAACCUGCCAUCUCACAAUCAACACAUGUGCCACUCAAACAUGUUCACGAUGCAGCACUGUUUUACCCUGUGGUUUUCACUGUGCCCGCUGUGCUGCUCAUAUUGACAUCUGCCCUGGUCAUAGUUUAUAAAUACAAAUGCUGCAAAGCGCAAGGAGCUAGAGCCAACAUGAACAGAAACCAAAGCAAGGCUGCAGAAGCAGAGGAAGUGACGAGUGUCGAAGAUACUUAUGAAAAUCAAGACGUUGUGAGGUCAAUGAAGCGAACCUCCAAACUGCAGCGCACCAGUGACCACUAUGAAGACGUAGGCGAAGACGAACAAGACAGUGUGUACCAAAACUUCACCACAACAGAAGAGAUCUACUGCAAUCAAAUGUACAUUUCAGCCAAAAGAUGAGCAGCAUGAAUGUCUGUGAUAACACCUUGUUUGUUCUGUCUCAGUUAACAUCUGAACAACACAUAUUCAUGUCCCUCUGAGGUCCAACUGUGGUCCAACCUUUUUAUUGUGUGGCUGACAACUACAGGAAUAUGAUUAUUUGUACAGAUUUGCUUUUACCUUUCCACUUAUAAGAAAUAGAGGCCAACCAUUUAGCUAAAAAUAACAUGUAUAUAUAACAUGUAUAUACUGUAUGUACAUUCAGUAAAAGUGAAUGAUUAAACAAAAGCCAGAAAGCCAGACUUUACAGACCAGUCUUUAUUGGAACAACUCAUUAGUAUUGUUUUUUUUGCUCUAUA
Chelmon rostratus (copperband butterflyfish) is the source of this 2529-nucleotide messenger RNA. Its product is annotated as CMRF35-like molecule 6. Lineage: Eukaryota; Metazoa; Chordata; Actinopteri; Chaetodontiformes; Chaetodontidae. The record is from RefSeq and is a predicted model, not a curated record. The coding region runs from base 1511 to 2191 and encodes 226 amino acids. The transcript has 5 exons.